This is a messenger RNA of Notothenia coriiceps (black rockcod), 2905 nucleotides long. RefSeq names its product ENAH actin regulator. Bases 524 to 2890 code for a protein of 788 amino acids. The record is from RefSeq and is a predicted model, not a curated record. The transcript has 11 exons. Lineage: Eukaryota; Metazoa; Chordata; Actinopteri; Perciformes; Nototheniidae.
UUGGUAAACAGCAAAGUUGGCUGAUUUCAAGCCUAAACUCUGAACAUAACCUGAUCUGGAGCAGGUUAUUUCUGCAGCAUAAGUUCCCCUUUGGUUCUCCUCCUAAGUGGAGUUUUUGGACCUGGAAACCUCACAAACAUGGCCUCAGCCACACUUCCCAAGUCCACCCUCAUCAAGUCAAUUAACAAUCUGCUACCAGGGCAUUUAUGAAUAACCCUGCCCAUCUCCAGAAGUUUAGUUCCUAACCCUAUUUAUAGAGGUUAGCCCAACUAUAUCUAGGUGGUAGCAAUCCACCUCCCUCACUAUCUGUCUGUCCGUGCCCUCAACCUGCUGCCUGGCUCACAAUGCAACUGACCCCUGUGAAUUCUGGUCCCACAGGGCUAUGCACAUGUUCACAUAUUAGUGGGGUUGUGGUUUUUGAAAAUGUUCUAAUGUAGCUCUCUCUGCUCUUUGCCCCCGAUCUCCUCCCUCAUUUUCUAUUUCAGGAGCUGAGUCUGACAAGAAGACGUCUGAUGAGAAGGCCAUGGUGUUGAUCACAGGACUUCCUGAGAGCGGCUGGUCAAAGAACAGCAUCAUUGAGCUGGUGCAGCCCUUUGGAACUCCCUCUGACAUCAUCCAGGCAGCACACAUCGGAAAGGUUAUUGUGUCAGUGCCAGACAUGGAGAUUGCUCAAGAGAUGGUAAAAGUCCACUCCUUCACUCCUGCCAGGAUAAAUGACUCAGAGCUGAAGAUGAUCCCUCUCAACCAGCGGAUCAGUGUCGGAACACCGGUGGCUCUCUACAAUCUUCUGAUGGGAUCAGUGGACCCAUUAGAGAGUUUUGCUGCAGUCGCCUGGAACUGCCUGCUGGUGAUCAGAAACGUUCCCAACACGCCGUCCGGCUGCUCCGAGGUCCAGAAGCUGGUGCGACGCUUUGGGACCGUCAUCAAGACCCUAGUGCUCAACAAACUGGUCGUUUGUGAGAUGGCAACAGCAGCUAUGGCAUUGUCUGUUCUGAAACGCUUCAGGAAUUUUCCGUGCAUCAUCCAGAACAACCCUCUGUUCUUCUCCCGCAAGCCGGACCCCAGAGCCCGCACACAGACCAAAGUCAUCACUGAAUCCUAUGAUCCAUCUGAGAAUACACCUUUGAAAGGCAGCCAGGCGGAAACAGCUGAAGAAGAGUCGGUCCAUAAAGAGAGCUCUGAAUCUCCAUUGGAGGUGAUUGAAAGAGACGCUCACGGGCAGGAAGAGGAGACAAAUACAGCUUUUAAAGGUGAAGUCAUGGGACAAGAGUCGAGUAAAGACUAUGUGAUCCAAAAGGAUGAGACUCCUGCUCCUGCUUCUGACUCUCUGGCUGCACCGGAGGCCCAACCGGAGGCCCAACCGGAGGCCCAACCGGAGGCCCAACCGGAGGCCCAACCGGAGGCCCAACCGGAGGCCCAACCGGAAGCAGGCCCGGCGACAGACGUGAGGGAAGAUUCAGUUGAAACUGUCCUGGAGGCCUCGGAAGAGAACAUGGACGUCACUGCAUCCACAGCAGGAGAUGAUGGGAUUCCUGCUGAUGAAGGAAGAAGGCCAUCCAUCUCUGAGGGGAAAGCAGCUUCCCAGGAGACGGCCCUGCCCGAGCUCCCUAAGGUUACUCAAGCGAUGGUUAACGCACUGCUUGUGGAGUGCAGAACUCACCAUCCCAACAACAGAGCAGCUGCUAAUGGAGAACCAAGGGAAAUCCAGACGGAGACAGAGCAGCGGGAGAAAACAGCUGAGGAGACAACAGAGCCCACCAACAACAACACAGAGGAGGGGGGGAAGAUGCAGGAGAGGGAGAGAAAAGAGAGGGAGGCCAGGAAGGAGAAAGAGGUGAGGGAGAGAGAGAGGAAGGACAGGGAGAGAAGGGCCUUGGAAAAGGAGGAGAGGGCCAGGCGAGAUAAGGAGGAGAGGGCCAGGAGGGAGAGGGAGGACAGAGCCAGGUGGGAGAGGAAGGACAGAGACAGAAGGGACAGGAAGAAAGCGCACGGGGAGGGGUCAAGGUCCUAUGGAAGAUCAGGGGGGUACAAGCAGAGCUCCUGGAGGGAGGAACCAAAGAACAGAACGGAGGAGGAGGAGAAUGACGACUUCCCCUUCAACAUGAGUGACUUUGUAACGCUGGAUGAAGUUGGAGAUGUGGCAGACCUUCCUUCCACUCCUCCCUCUGGUCCCACUGAAACAGCAGGGGGGGGGGAGGCUGCUCCCACAUCUGUCCUGCAGGCUGCUCCCACUUCUGUCCUGCAGGACACUCCAGAGGACACGCCCAUGGAGGUCACAACCGAAACAAUGAUGUCUGACACCCCGGGGCCCCGGCCGGAAGAGCACGCAUCAGAGUGUGAAGCUGUGACCAUGGUGACAGCUGAGACUUCCGAUGGUUUAGUGUCUUCAGAAUCAGCAGAUUCACAAACACACGUGCCUACAUGUCAACAGGCUGACAUCACUCCUGACACAGAAGCCACUCUGGACUCCAACACUGAGGGUGAAGUGCUUCCUGCAGCCGAGUCCUCAACACAUGAACCAGCAUCAGGAACAAUGACUUCAGAGAGUGAAAGAGAAGAGAAAGAGGACAUGGUGUCAGCAAAAACUGAGGAAGAGGAGACGGUUAAGGAUGAAGUGGGCCAAGCGGAGAAAGAAGAGAAGAGAAAGGAUCAAACUGAAAAGACAAAGGAACAUGACAAGCUGAAGGAUGAAGAGGACAACGCCGAGAAUCAGGAGAAGAUGAAUGAUGAACAAGAAACAACAGAGGAGCAGGAGAAGAUAAAGGACGAAGAGACGGGGGCUCCUGCUGUUGAGACAGGUAGGGUUUACUUCAGUUGUUUCAUCUCCAAAAAGAUUAGACUUACCACCAUCAGGACAAACGUGACAUACAUGACUACCCUGUUGAGCUAAAUCCAAACAUGAGGU